CCCCGUUUGACUUCAAUCUGAUUUGGUGUCGUGGACGUCCACGCGAGAGGCCCGACAGACUUCGUUUCCCACAAUGCACCAGGUGUGAACCCGUGAAACGCUGCGCCGUGCGGACGUGUUUGACAGUAAUUCAAAAAUGGGGCAGCGGAGCAGAUAAGAGUGACCGCGGCGGAGUGUGACGAAGGCCUCCAGACACCCUGAAGCUCCCCGAGCUUCUCCGACUCCUCCUGCUUUGUGUCCGUUUGCCUCUUUAGCUUGUUUGUGUGCUGCUCGCGGAGCCUCACGCGCUGAUCGACAAAAACGGGAAUGAAUGAGGACAGCAGGCUGUGGAAAAGGUGAGCGCAGGGGAGCAGUUUCUUUUUUUAGGCUUUGAUCUUCGUGAGGGCAGAAACCAGUGAGCCGAGCCCCUGAGGAGUGAGUCCUCUCGCGGUCACACGAUCUUCGGCGCUAGCUACACACAGCUACAGCUAACGGGGACCAGCGGACCGAGCGUCGGCUCCUCGCUUCGGUAUGAUGCCCGGUGACAGCAGUAUGGCCUCCCUGGUUCAGAGGAUAGCUCGGCAGGCUCUCGUCACCUUCAGGAACACACCCGCGGUGGGCGACGAGGCUUCCAAGUCCUUCCUGGAGAACCACGGCAAGCUCCGGAGCCUGAUGUCGGAAGUGCGGGCUGCCGACCUGAAGCUCGUCCCGCGGAGAGCCGAGGACGGCGACGCGCCCCCUGCUCAGCACCCGUAUCACCGCGGUGCGCCCCCGGUCACCUACAUGCACAUCUGUGAGACGGACCAGUUCAGCAUGGGGGUGUUCCUGCUGAAGAGCGGGGCCUCUAUCCCGCUGCACGACCACCCGGGCAUGCACGGCGUGCUCAAAGUCAUGUACGGGAAGGUCCGGAUAAGCUGCUUCGACCGGCUCGAGCGACCGGGCGGGGACGCGCUGCCCCGGGCGGAGAUGGGCGCUCUGCGGCGCUACGUGCUUCGCUCCACCGGGGAGUACACGGAGGAGAGUGGACCCUGCGUCCUCUCCCCCGACCGGGACAACCUCCACCAGAUUGACGCCGUGGAUGGGCCCACAGCUUUCAUGGACAUCUUAGCCCCGCCGUACGACCCGGACGACGGCAGGGACUGUCACUACUACAAGGUGCUGCCCGGGGACGGGGUCAAAGACUCGGAGCAGACGGAGAAGGAGGUCUGGCUCAUGGAGAUCUCGCAGCCUCCGGAAUUCUGGUGCGGAGGGGAGCCGUACCCGGGCCCGGAGGUGUGCCUCUGAUCCCCCCCUCCACCCUCCCGGAGCCCUGCAGCCUGGCUGGAUCCACAAAGGAUCUCCACAGUCAUCAUCAGAGCCGCCAGCAGGCGCAGAGUAAAGGGCCAAAUGUGGGAUUAACUUGUGGUAAAAGGUAGAAAUGAUGCAUCAGCCCUGCAGCACACACUCUGGAGCGUGAAUUUUAUUCACUCCAGCUUCUGCUUCAGUUGGACAAACAUCGGAGCCUCAGGCAACAGUAAACGACUUCCUGCCUGUGCUGUGAUCCCCGUGGAUGUGACGGUCAGGAACCCACAUCUGAAUCAUUCUGUUGAUGUGCUGACUUUCAGGAAGUAGUUUUAUUUUUAAAAACUGAGGCUCUUUACUCUACAGAGACUCCGGUUAAGCCAGAGUCUGUCCUGAAACCUGACUGAAGCUCAUAAACCUCUCUCGGUAUUUGUAUUUACUCUGCUCAGUGACACUAACUUGUAUGGAGGACCCCAGCUGCCCAAAUCACACGUAAAUCCAUUGUUGAAUCGACAGUUUUCUUGUUUCCAGGCUGUCAAAAUGGGGGAAAAAUAGAUGUGCAGGACUGAAACGACCACAGUGAAAUCCAGCCAAUAAGCCUUAAUGCAUCAAUAAGUUUAUUAAUAGUCCAUGGGCAUAGAUGAAUAUUGGAUUCAUAAAAUUUAAUUUACUGCUGUAUAAUAAAAUAAUUCUCCCAUUUCGUUACCUUCCCAGUUAUUUGUUUAUAAAAGUGUUUAAAAUUAUUUAAAAUUGGUAUAGAGUUCUAGGUAAUACGCUCAUUUGUGAUUCGCCAUUAAAUACGUAGGAAUAUGAGCAUCAGAAAACUCCAUGUUGUUUGUAUGCAUCGCUAACUCUUCAAAGAAUGUAUAGAUAAAUUAAUAAAUAAGGGAUUAAAGAGAUUCUAGGCCAAAGGUUUGACUAUGAAGGAAAACAUAAAAAGAAAUAUAAAAAAUAAAGUAAAAUAAUGCAGAAGCAACUUAGCUGUGAAAGUAUUAAAUGACCCAAUAAUACAUGUUAGUAUUUUAAUUAUCUAUUAAUUUAUAAAUGAGCAGGUGGUGGAUAAAUAAUUUGAAUUUAAAUAUUUAUUCUAUAAAGUGACAGUUUUUGUUUUCUUAUUAUUUUGUUAAUCGUUUUCUUUUCUUUGUUUCCAAAUUUUGUUUUUGUAAAAUCAAAAUGUUUGUGAUGUUAACGUUUUGAUUUUGAUGGAUUGAUGCCAAAAUAGAAAAUGAAUUUAAAAAGGACAGAAAGCGGUUAACUACACAAAUUUGUUUUUGGCGGCUUCAGUCUUCCAUAAAGUGUUGAAUCUGAAUCUGACCGACAGCUGUUUCGUUACAGUCACAUCUGGACUGAUUUUCAAAGCUAAAAUCAGACCAGGUGUUUUUAUUUCACACCUGAAAGUUGAUAAUGCUGCGUUUGAGAAAAGUCUGGAAUUUUCUGCUUUCAUUUUGACUGAAUUAAAUUACUUAUUAGGAACAAAACCAUAUUGGAAAUAAAUGCAAGCAUUAAUUACAUUUUUAUGAACUUAAUUAUGUUCACUUUGGUUUUCUUUAUUAACCAACUUGAAAUAUUUUCCUUUCCUCUUGUCACCUGAUUUAUUUCCCCAAAUAUCUUUUAUUUUUACUUUAUUUUUUUUCUACUGUUCUGCUUCAGCUAAACCAUCUGAAACAUACAAAUAAUAAAACUGUAAAACUGCCUAAAUCACAAA
Haplochromis burtoni (Burton's mouthbrooder) is the source of this 2965-nucleotide messenger RNA. RefSeq names its product 2-aminoethanethiol dioxygenase. Gene Ontology annotation, molecular function: oxidoreductase activity, acting on single donors with incorporation of molecular oxygen, incorporation of two atoms of oxygen. NCBI's taxonomy places the organism in Eukaryota, Metazoa, Chordata, Actinopteri, Cichliformes, Cichlidae. The record is from RefSeq and is a predicted model, not a curated record. Gene Ontology annotation, cellular component: mitochondrion. Bases 511 to 1263 code for a protein of 250 amino acids. The transcript is spliced from 2 exons.